UGUGACUCUGAUCUGAAUCAUGUGAGCCUCCUCUGGAUUUUGACACCGACGUUUACGCUGAAGAUGUCUACGCGUCUAUUCAUAUUAUUGUGUACAUUAUGUUGUUGUAUUGCCAUAAAAUAUGAACCUAACUGGGAUUCAUUAGAUUCUCGUCCCUUGCCGAACUGGUAUGACGAAUCUAAAAUAGGAAUAUUCAUCCAUUGGGGCGUGUUUUCUGUGCCGAGUUUUUCGUCGGAAUGGUUUUGGGAGUUGUGGAAAGGGCAGAAGGUUCCAGGUGUAGUUGAUUUUAUGAACACAAAUUACAGACCAGGCUUCACAUACGCUGAUUUUGCUCCCAAAUUCACAGCAGAAUUUUACAACGCCGAUCAGUGGGCCAACAUAUUCGACGCAUCGGGAGCAAAGUAUGUAGUUUUGGUGACUAAACACCAUGAAGGCUACACAAACUGGCCAUCAAAAUAUUCUUGGAACUGGAACUCCAUGGAUGUUGGCCCCAAACGGGAUCUCGUAGGGGAGUUGGCUAAUGCUGUCCGCAAGAAGCAGGGUAUCAAGUUUGGAACCUAUCAUUCUCUGUUUGAAUGGUAUAACCCUAUGUAUCUCAGCGAUAAAGCAAAUGGUUUUAAAACUCAAGACUUUGUGAGAGAGAAGACCUUACCAGAACUCUACGAGUUGGUGAACAACUACAAAUCAGAUGUGAUCUGGUCGGAUGGAGACUGGGAGACCACAGAUGUUUACUGGAAUGCCACUGAGUUUCUCGCCUGGCUCUACAAUGAAAGCCCAGUCAAGGACAGUGUGGUGGUGAAUGACAGAUGGGGCAAGAACAUCAGAUGUAAACAUGGUGGCUUCCUGAACUGUGAUGACCGGUUCAACCCAGGUGUGCUACAGAAGAGGAAGUGGGAAAACAGUAUGACUAUUGACAAGUAUUCAUGGGGUUAUCGUCGGCGGGCCAGACUGGAUGACUUUCUUACUAUGGACGACAUAACCAAAGAAAUAGCUUCAACCGUCAGUUGCGGAGGAAACCUGCUGAUCAACAUUGGGCCGACUCAUGAUGGUAGAAUUGUUCCCAUGUUCGAGGAGAGACUGCGACAGAUGGGGGAGUGGUUAGGUGUAAAUGGAGAGGCAAUCUAUGCCUCAAAACCCUGGUCUCACCAAAAUGACACGCUGUCCAGUGGAGUCUGGUAUACCUCCCAGAAGUCACCUAAUGGGACGUCUGUAUACGCUAUCGUGUUAGACUGGCCGGAUAACAACGUCCUCAAGUUAGGGGCACCAGUUGUCUCCCCUGUCUCCAAGGUUUCUCUGUUGGGGUAUAGUGGACAAUUGACCCUCACGCCUGGAGUCGGGUCAGGGGUCACUGUGACCAUACCCCCCAUCUCUAUCAAUGAAAUGAAAGUGCGAUGGGCAUGGGUGUUCAAGUUUACAGGGUUACAGAACUGAGGAAAACUUUGUUACACCGUGUCAUGUUCCAGUACACAUGUGUCUGGUACAUAACUCUACAAUGGACGUGUUUGGUAUCGUAGCACAUUCCUCCACAGGUUUACACUCCUUUAAAUCUUAUACAUAUAUAUAAAUUAUAGGGAUGGAUUUGAAACUUUGUUAAUUGUCAUAACUGUGAUAUCAGUGUGAAGGUUUUCAAUUGUGAUUAAAUAAGGUAAAUGAAAUUGUCAGACCUGAUGUGUCACUAGACACAAAAUGACGGACAAAGAUGACAGGGGUGAGGGGUGGGGAAGGAGGGAUCAACUGGAAUCAGGGUGUCUUGCUGUGACCAUUUUUUUUCUCCAUAUCUGCUUAUUUGUUCAAGAAGAUGUCUCGAGACACAUGCUAUAUAUUUAUUUUUAAUUAGGAUAAUUGGAUGAUUUUCUUGAGACUUGUGUCCCUUUCCUUCAUAAAAUUGUUCAUGAAGUAUUGCUACUUACGAUUUCCACUGAUAUUGAUGAUUUCUGGCACACAUGCUCAGUACAAAAGCAAUAUUUUUUUCAAUAGGAGUCAUGUCCCAUUUCUGAUUUCCUUGCAUUUAAAAGAAAAAAGAGCAGAAUGUAUAUUAAAUUAUAGAUUUAUUUAUAUGUAAGAAGUUAAAAUAUAUCAAAAGUUCAUCUCAGUGAAAUUUGAAAUAUGUUUUGUAGAAAUGUCCCAACAUUUGUAGCUUCUUUGCAAUGUGUGUAAAAAGGGUUGGGGUGGAAUUUCAUAUGUACAUGUCUUUAUCAGUCUGAUAAUGUCUUUUCUACAUCUUUUACAUAAUUUAACACAAGCUAUGUCACUGAAGUUAUAUCUCAGUAAUAUGGCUGAGCUUGAGGCCUGCAUACAAAAAAAUGUAGGUGACAUACCAAGGUGUCAUUAAAUGAUAAAUACAUGUGUUCAAGAUUAUAUGACCGGUAUUUACUUUGUACUAUUUAUUUUUUCUACAUUAUAAUCAUAUAUAUUUCUUACAAGAAUGCAUUUUUCAAAAAAAUAUUUUUAUAUCCGUCAAUGUCUAUCACUUUCGCAUUUAGAAAAAUCUUUUUUUAUACCUUACUUUCAAUUUGUGCAUUUAAUUGUCCACAAACUGUUUCCUUAAUAGCCUAACCUGUCAAUGUUCUACAACACUACCAGGAUCAUGAACUAUCCAGUCACAUUUUCAGUCCUGAAGGUGUUGGUCAUUUAGUUUUGCUUUUACUGAUCUUGUUGUGUGGAACAUUAUCAAAUGAUUACAGUGAUGGCAGUAAACCAAAGUAGUUGACUUAUACACAGCAUAUCAUUACAGGUUUACAUUGCACACCAAAGUUACUGUCUAAGCCCUGGUUUAGUCCUGUAUUUACAGCAUAUUAUUACAGGUUUACAUUGCACGCCAAAGUUACUGUCUAAGCCCUGGUUUAGUCCUGUAUUUUUUUCACUUUUCUUCAUACACUUGAAUGUAAAUUUAUAUAAAUUGGUCCGGUUAAGUUAUCAUUUAGCUUGUUAUGAUAAAGAUAAGCAACGCUGAACAUUAAGUUAUAAAUGUGAUUUUAAUAUCAUUUCGAUGUUGUAGUUUGACACUGUACUGUAAGCUGUAUUCAUGUGUCAUUAGUUAAUUGGUGAAACUUCUGAAUACUGCUAACUUGGUUCUGGUUUUUGAUAAAAUUGUUGGAAUGAGGGAAUGGCUUUCUGGAAUAGGUCGUUAUCUAAUGCAAUCACUGCCUAAAACAGAACUUAAUUCAGUCAUUGUCAUGGCUUGACAAACGGACCAAUCAUUCUUGAAUCUUGAUUAUUUCAUAUUUUUGGGAGAGGUAGCAGGUCAAAAGGAUUGCAAAAUUAUCCUUAUUACAUACCAUUGCUUUGUUUAAAAACGGAAAUAGUCACCUUCAAUUAUCCCAGUGAGACUAUAUGGGGAUCAAUUGUACAGUUAUUUAAUAUUUGGUGACAGUAGACACAGAGACUAUCUCAAAGGAAGACAAUGUGAUUUGGAAGUAUAUUGGCAGAUUCCAUUUUUUGCAAACUUGAUCUAAGAGUCCCUUGCAUUGUGUUGUAAUAUUUGUCUAUAAACUACAGGUAUUGAUAUAAUCAGAAGAAAAUAUGCAAUUCAACGUACAUCAACACUUUUUCAUAACAUUUGUUCUUUUGUUGAUUUUCGUUUCACAAGUUCUAGUUAGUUUACUCAACAUAUAUCAAAAUAUCUGAUUGUUAGCAUUUGUUUUUACAAAAUCUAUAUACAUAAACUAUUAAUUAUUAGUGGACUAUUUCGAUGCUUUUAUACUUUGUAUAUAUGUUGAUCUCCACAUCAACACAAUUGUUUAUAAAUUACUUACUUUCCUUGUUGACUGUAUCUGCUCUGUGUGCUCCAUACAACUGUGCUUUUUUCAUUUUUUUGCUACACUUGGCGAUUAUAUGUUUACAUUUCAUGGCACUUGUCCAACAUGAAGUUACCAAAAUGUCAUUGCAAGCCAAAACCACAAACCAUGGAACGCUAUAAUACAACUAAGGUGUGCUUCGGUAAUUGUGACAAAGCUAAUCUAACUUAAACUUGAAUAUUAUCGGCUGGAAUUUAUCAAGAGAUGGUAUGCUUGGCAUGAAUUAGAUACAUUAUUUGGAAAACUUCUUAUGAGUGAGUUUUUCUUGUUCAUGAACGAUCCUAUGUGUAUUGGUUUUUGUUGUAUUUUGGUUGUGAACGUGCUAAGAUUGUUUCAUUAAGCUUCAGACACAUUCUUUUUAAAGAAGGUGACACUUAUCAUAACCUUUGUUUUUCGCUCAUUGUAACUACUUAAUGUCUAUGCUCACAACCAGAAUGUUCCAUUCUCAGGUACGAUUUAUGAAAGUUAAAUUCAGGAUAAAUAAUAAAAAAAGAAAUCCUGUUUGAUAAA
This is a messenger RNA of Mizuhopecten yessoensis (Yesso scallop), 4307 nucleotides long. Its product is annotated as alpha-L-fucosidase-like. The record is from RefSeq and is a predicted model, not a curated record. The transcript is spliced from 8 exons. The coding region runs from base 64 to 1431 and encodes 455 amino acids. Gene Ontology annotation, biological process: glycoside catabolic process; fucose metabolic process. Lineage: Eukaryota; Metazoa; Mollusca; Bivalvia; Pectinida; Pectinidae. Gene Ontology annotation, cellular component: lysosome. Gene Ontology annotation, molecular function: alpha-L-fucosidase activity.